This is a messenger RNA of Styela clava, 2006 nucleotides long. The record is from RefSeq and is a predicted model, not a curated record. Lineage: Eukaryota; Metazoa; Chordata; Ascidiacea; Stolidobranchia; Styelidae.
UAUAACCUAGACAUGAAGCUGCCUGUAUUAUUUCUUGUGCCAGUGGUCUUACUUUUGUCACACAAUUCAUCUGCUAAACAGAUUAGAAGGCAUAUCUAUGGACCUUUAAAAGAUGGAGAAUAUUGUCAGAAAGACUAUUUCGAAUAUGCUAAGGGUUGGUUGGAGGAAAGGUACUGCAAGAAAUGCAGAAGAGGAUAUGAAAAUAAUGAUACAGAACAUUCUAAUACAUGUACCAAGAUCAAAACGAAACCGUCCAUACGAUCACCACCAAACAGAAAGAAAAUCACUGAAGAACACAAACCUAAUAAAGAGGAAAAUCGUAAUGUUUCUAAUUUAACGGCAACACCAACUAUGUAUGAGCCGACGAAGAGCAUUCUAUCCCCAUCAAAUAAACAAACAACGACCCCUAUUGGAGUUAAUCAUGGCAUCAAAACCCCCAAAUUUAGAGAAAAAAACAAAAUCAAGAAUAAUGAAACGUCUUCUACAAAGGAAAUUGACACAGCGUGCAAACCCCAAGCCUCUAAUGUUACUGCCUACAUUUGUAUUAUAGCGAUACUGUCGGUCGUAGAUGUGGCAGCGUUUGCCAUAAUAGCUUGGAUGUGCUGGAGAUCCAAUAAAUAAAAAGACAAAAAUGAACAAUAGCAGUGAUUUCCAAAAUCUACAUCACGACGCAUUGGUCAUCUCACGUGGUAUAAAUAUGAAACUCUCAUCCUAUGGACAUAACUUUAAUUUUCAACAAUGAAACCUAACUUAAUAUUUGAAAUGGAAAUAUAAGGUUAGAACGAUAGAAUUUAUUAUUUGUAUAUAGUAUUAGAAAAUUAUGAAAGUUGAAAAAUAGUAAAAUGGAUGGUUUAGAGCUGAAGCCACAGAUAUUUCUGGUACUUCUGGCUCUAUCUAUUAUGGUAAGCUUGACUGCAGCUCCAACAAAAUGUCAUGACCCGAUGGCUUCUCAACAAGUCCCUUUUUAAAGAUGUAAUUUUACUUUUUCUAUCAUUAUAUUGCCAUUAUUGUUAAAGCCUAACCAGUAUCUAUUGAAUAUCAUACAUUAAAAUUAGUGCUUUAUAGCUAUGGUUUAUCUUCUUCAUUAAUAAAAUCAAAGCACAAAUAUAUGGACAAUCUUCACUGAAGAACAAAUUCCCUCUAAAAGAGCAAAACCAUGACUAAUUUGAUAUCAAAACCAAUGGCUACCUCAAGGAAGCCUCCACAACACAUCCAUGAAUGUAACGCAUUGAAUGCCUAUGUAAUGAUUAACUGGAAAUACAUCUUUUUUUCAAAUGUGGUUCCUUUUGUGCCAGUGGACACAAGCCUGGACAUGAUAACUGCUCGUAUCAGUGGCCUAUAGUGGAGCAAGUGAUGGCUUUUAUUAUAAAGCAUCGGCUCCCAACUGGGGGCCACAAUGCUUUCACUUUACAAGAAUCCUUCUCGUUCCUCCUAGUUUCAUUGAUUGAUAAGAUUAUUUCACAGGGUGUUUUCACUUUGUUGAGCAUGAAUUGUUUUAACAUAAUGGAAUUUGGAAUCUACUAAUCAAACUAACACCAUCAAUACCGCUGGAAUGAUAAACAGGGGGGCCAUGAAUGCUAAAAACCUCCGGAAGAGGGCCACAAGACAGAAAAGGUUGAAAACCACUAUCUAAAGAUUUGAUGAGAUUGAAAGGUGGUUCAUAUACCUGCUGGCUCGUUAGGCUUCCAUCACUACCCAAGUCCAUGAGUCUCGUACAAACUAUCUAUCUGUUCAUUUGUGUCCAAAAAUAUAUUGCACGGAGUUUUCAUACAAUUUUUACAUCCAUUUUAUAAAGUAGCAAAACUUUAUCCAUUACUUUUCUAGAAAUGAAAUAAGAUAAAGUGUCAUAUUAAAAUGUCUGAUACUUUAAGUUUCUAAGCAAGUGUCGCUAAUUCCGUUGCUGCCUAUUAUACACUCUCAUUUAUGCUACUUUAUUCAUUACUUUUCUAGAAAUGAAAUAAGAUAAAGUGUCAUAUCAAAAUGUCUGAUACUUUAAGUUUCUAAGC